Molecule: messenger RNA, 609 nt
Organism: Lasiodiplodia theobromae
Lineage: Eukaryota; Fungi; Ascomycota; Dothideomycetes; Botryosphaeriales; Botryosphaeriaceae
Product: Translocation protein sec72
Exons: 1
Coding region: 1-609 (202 amino acids)
Molecular function (GO): protein binding
Source: RefSeq, a predicted model, not a curated record
AUGGAGGAGGAAACGUACACGCAGCUCCCCCUGCACAUGGACCCGCAGACCAAGGCCAUCUCGGCGCACAACGUCCCCGCGGCGGUCCAGCGCGAGCUCGACGAGCUCAACCAGCUGCACCGGCAAUUCCUCACGCUCGAGACGCCCGGGCAGACGCCGCCGCCGCCGGUGCCCGUCAACCCCAAGCGCAGCGCGGGCAUCACCAAGCUCCGCGAGGCGGGCAACGCGGCGUUCAAGAAGGGCCAGUACGCCGAGGCGGCCAAGUGCUACACCAUGGCCAUCGAGCUGGCGGCGGGGCGGCCGCCGUGGGAGCCGUCGGGCCUGGUCCGCGAAGAGCUGUCGGGCCUGUACGCCAACCGCGCCCAGGCCUACAUGUCGCUGCAGGACUGGGCCUCGGGCGCCGUCGACGCCGAGACGUCUGUCGACCUCAAGCGCGUGCAGAACGCAAAGGCUUGGUGGAGGAGGGGCCGCUGCUUGCUCGAGAUGGGCCGCGCCAAGGAGGCCCGCGACUGGGUCAUUCAGGCCCGCGAGUUCGAGCCGAAUGAGGCCGACUUGCAGACGCUGGCCAAGGACAUCGAUGCGGCCAUUGAGAAGGGCAAGAGCGACUGA